Messenger RNA from Drosophila hydei, 2522 nucleotides. It is a transcript of the gene DIP-eta, whose product is annotated as neurotrimin. NCBI's taxonomy places the organism in Eukaryota, Metazoa, Arthropoda, Insecta, Diptera, Drosophilidae. The transcript is spliced from 12 exons. Gene Ontology annotation, cellular component: neuron projection. The record is from RefSeq and is a predicted model, not a curated record. The coding region runs from base 333 to 1718 and encodes 461 amino acids.
UUGUGCUUCAAUCAAGUGCGUCCUACGCGAAAACCUAAACUAAAAUCUCGAGUGUAGCACGCUUGCCAAACUGUUGCUAUUUAAUACUGACAAAAACAUGUUGAGAUUAAAAGUGAUUAUUAAUAAGUGUUACAAAUGCAAUGUUAACUGAAGAGGCUUAAUAUCAAAUCAGAACUCAGACAUAUUAACAUAUUACUCAAUUUAUGGGAAUGUUCUUAAAUCGCGGACAUAAUUAAUAACUGUGAAUUAUUCCAAUCGACUAAACAUGUGAAAUGUAUUUCAAUUUUACAUAAAAUCGAGCAAUACCAAAAAGUGUUUAACUGACCCACGAAAUGCCCAGAAAAUAUAUCAAAAGACGUGCGCCGGCUAACGCUUGGCCGUUGGCAAUAAAUAUUUUUGUGCUUCUCUCGCUUAUGUGCCAGAAAUGCUCUACGCAGAGGGUCGAUGUGCCAGCCGAAGUAAUUGUUGAUCCCAAAUUCAGCUAUCCAAUUGCCAAUGUGACAGCGCCGGUGGGACGUGACGCGUUUCUCACAUGCGUCGUGCAGGACCUGGGACCGUAUAAGGUCGCGUGGCUGCGUGUCGAUACGCAAACGAUUUUGACCAUACAGAAUCAUGUUAUAACAAAAAAUCAACGCAUCGGGAUCGCUAACUCGGAGCACAAGACCUGGACAAUGCGCAUCAGGGAUAUCAAGGAGUCCGACAGGGGCUGGUAUAUGUGCCAAAUAAAUACGGAUCCCAUGAAAAGCCAAAUGGGUUACCUGGACGUUGUGGUACCGCCGGAUAUCCUAGAUUAUCCUACAAGCACGGACAUGGUCGUACGGGAGGGCAGUAACGUGACGCUCAAAUGCGCUGCUACCGGUUCACCAGAGCCGACAAUUACAUGGCGACGUGAAAGUGGAGUGGCCAUUGAGUUGGCCAACGGCGAGGAGGUGGCCAGCAUUGAAGGCACUGAUCUGAUCAUACCUCAAGUAAAACGUCAACAUAUGGGCGCCUAUCUAUGCAUAGCAUCGAAUGGAGUACCGCCCUCAGUGAGCAAGAGGAUAACACUUGUGGUGCAUUUUCCUCCAAUGAUCAGUGUGCAGAAUCAGUUAAUUGGCGCCGUGGAGGGCAAGGGCGUUACACUGGAAUGCCAAUCAGAAGCAUAUCCCAAGUCAAUUAACUAUUGGACACGUGAGCGUGGGGAAAUCGUGCCACCAGGCGGCAAAUAUUCGGCAAACGUUACAGAAAUCGCUGCCUAUCGCAGCUCCAUGAAGCUCCACAUCAAUCCCCUUUCGCAGGCCGAGUUCGGAGCAUAUCGUUGUGUGGCCAAAAACUCACUGGGCGACACAGACGGCACCAUCAAGCUUUACAGAAUUCCACCAAAUGCCGUCAACUAUGUGGAGAACUUCGAGGCGAGACAUAAAGGAAAAAAGCGCACGAAAAGCUCCGAAAUGCAUCAUUCGUCCAGGGCGCAGGAGCACAGCGGCGAGGACACUGAGAAUCCCGGUAAGCGAAAAGCUGAUUUGAGUCUCAGUGCGGAGGGUAUUGACAACAUGUAUGGAGCAUCGGCAGCUGUGUCCCAGCAUCCCAGACACCACACUGGACAGGCGCUGAGCUGUCUCUGCCCCUUGCUGCUGCUGCUGCUCUUGAUGUGGCGGCAAACGAUGGCGAUGACAUUGACGAGGCAACAGCGAAAAACUCAACUGGCAUUGUUGCCACAAACACUGACACAUGUUUGACAUAGACGCGAAUCGCUAACAGAGAUUAGGCAACAGCAGAAGGAGUUGAAGCUGGAGCUGGAACUAGAGUUGCAGUUGCGAUGAUGCGGUGUUUGGCUUGAUUGAGUUUGUCAAUUGGCCAAAAGCCGGUGCUGAUUUAUGGCACGCGGCUUAGUUAAAGUUGAACAAUAUAAACAUAUAUCGUAAAAGAAUAAGAGUCGUAGCUACUAUAUAUAGAAUAAUAAGUCAACCAGGCUUCCUAACUCCCCUACGCGUGCAUGUUUAAGCUGUUAAAUCUUAGCGUAAGUUUAGCCUAAAUUCAGCAGAAUGUAAUAUACACAAGAAAUACAUAUAUGAUAAAAUAUUAAAUACCUAUGGCACAUGUACAUAAACGUACAGCAAACAGAUUGUCGCGUUAAGAGUUCGUUGAUAUUGUACAUUUCUAUAGGCCAUGUGGACAUCACUUAAAAGAGACUGUAUGUGUGCAAAGUAACAUUUAGUUGCGGCUAAAGUGAAUGCGAAAUUCGAAGUAUUCAAAUUAGCCAACUUUUAAGGCAACACGCGGAGCGGACUGAGCUGAAUACCAUAUGCAAUUGAACAAAAAUAACAAUAAUCAACAAAACAUAGCAACAGUUCACACAGCAUAAACCCAGCAGCUGGCUGUGCGCGUGUCUGAAAUAUCUUUAAAAAAGAAACAAUAUAUUACAUGUAUUAAUAAAGGGUGUUUAUUUUAGAGUUCUAUAACUUUGCUUUGGCAACAAUGCUUUAUGGGACAACUCAUUUAAUAGCUGACAGCUGCCCUUUGUUGAGUUCGGCUUGACAUUU